Molecule: messenger RNA, 1338 nt
Organism: Arabidopsis arenosa
Lineage: Eukaryota; Viridiplantae; Streptophyta; Magnoliopsida; Brassicales; Brassicaceae
Source: the annotation of a GenBank genome assembly
GACAGGCAGAGAAGAAGAUUUGAUUGAAGCACAGAUCCAUCGGAGAAGAAGAAGACAGAGGAAGAGAGAGAUUGAAGAUCAAUGACUUCGAGGUACUGGGUUGUGUCUCUUCCAGUGAAAGACUCUGCUUCUACGUUAUGGAAUCGAUUACAAGAGCAGAUCUCCAAGCAUUCCUUUGAUACUCCAGUUUAUCGGUUUAACAUUCCUAAUCUUCGUGUUGGAACCUUAGAUUCUCUACUCGCUCUCGGCGAUGAUCUGCUUAAGUCGAACAGCUUUGUGGAAGGAGUUUCGCAAAAGAUCAGGAGACAGAUCGAAGAAUUGGAGAGGAUUUCUGGUGUGGAGAGCAACGCUCUAACAGUUGAUGGAGUUCCUGUUGAUUCUUAUCUCACCAGGUUUGUGUGGGAUGAAGCUAAGUACCCAACAAUGUCACCUCUGAAGGAGGUUGUUGGCAAUAUUCAGUCUCAGGUUGCAAAGAUUGAGGAUGAUCUCAAGGUUCGUGUUGCUGAAUAUAACAAUAUCCGUGGUCAACUCAAUGCCAUUAACCGAAAGCAAAGUGGAAGCUUAGCUGUUCGUGACCUCUCAAACUUGGUUAAGCCAGAAGAUAUUGUCGCGUCAGAACAUCUCGUAACUCUCCUUGCAGUUGUUCCAAAGUAUUCCCAAAAAGACUGGCUGGCAUGUUAUGAGACAUUGACCGAAUAUGUGGUUCCUAGGUCCUCGAAGAAGUUGUUUGAGGAUAAUGAGUAUGCUCUUUACACCGUCACUCUCUUUACUCGUGUCGCAGAUAAUUUCAGGAUUAGUGCUCGUGAGAAAGGGUUCCAAGUCCGUGAUUUUGAACAUAGUGUUGAAGCACAAGAGACUCGUAAACAAGAGCUAGAAAAGUUGGUUCAGGAUCAGGAAAGUAUGAGAAGCUCUCUUUUGCAGUGGUGCUACACCAGUUAUGGAGAGGUUUUCAGCUCCUGGAUGCAUUUCUGUGCUGUGCGUAUAUUCGCUGAGAGCAUUAUGAGAUAUGGUUUACCUCCAGCGUUCUUGGCAUGUGUCUUAUCUCCGGCUGUGAAAAGUGAAAAGAAAGUACGCUCCAUUCUUGAACGCAUGUGUGAUUCUACCAACAGUUUAUACUGGAAAAGCGAGGAGGAUGCAGGAGCUGGAGGAGCCAUGGCUGGUUUAGCCGGUGACUCAGAGACACAUCCUUAUGUCUCCUUCACUAUCAACCUUGCUUAAAAAAUUGAUGAGAGAUGCUUUUGAUGCUACUUCUCCUCGUCUCUGUCUUCUCAUCUGUUAUAUUUGUUUGUGUUCUAUAGAUUUCACAUUUAUUUUUCGUAAUAUAUUUUGAUUUUCAAA